Molecule: messenger RNA, 1915 nt
Organism: Tarenaya hassleriana
Lineage: Eukaryota; Viridiplantae; Streptophyta; Magnoliopsida; Brassicales; Cleomaceae
Product: F-box/kelch-repeat protein At3g06240-like
Exons: 1
Coding region: 157-1335 (392 amino acids)
Molecular function (GO): protein binding
Source: RefSeq, a predicted model, not a curated record
AUAUAUUUGGUGUUCCAACCGAUCUGUUAUAGCGCUCCUGAAUCAACCAUCCAAUUUGCAUUUCAUAUAUACGUAUAAUCCUUACGUGUAUAUAUACAUUAGUAUUAGUGCCAUAUUUUGCGUGGAUUUUAGUAUUUGCUACUGAGAGAAGCGAUAAUGGAGACAGCGAAGAGGGCACGACCGAGAUACGACUACGGCGAAAGACGACCACCGCCGGAAUUGCCCUCUUUUCCGCCAGAGAUCAUAAGGGAGAUUCUCCUUCGAUUACCCGCGAAAUCGAUUGGCCGAUUCAGGUGCGUCUCUAAGCUCUUUCGAUCUCUCUCGUCGGAUCCUGCGUUUGCGAAGACCCACCUCGAUCUUUCCCUUCGAAACGACGCCUUCCCAUCGGGUCGGACGAGGCUCGUCGUGAAUUACCGCCACAAUUUCUACACGGUAGGUUUCGAUUCCAUCGUUGAUGCAUGCGACGGGAUUAGGGAUUUGGGUGCUGUUGAGAUCCCCCAGUCUCCUGUCAUGUCCAAUCUCGUCUCAUCGUAUGAUCAGGAUGACCUCUGGAUUGAAGUGGUCGGGUCUUGGAAUGGGUUGGUGUGUACCAUUAAUGAAGAAGCCGACGUGUUCUUGUUCAAUCUGACCACUGGAGAAUCUAAGAGAAUUCCGAGUGUGCUCGAAUUGCUGAAUUCGGGGUCCAAACGGGGGAAAAUCAAUAGGUUUGGGUUCGGGUUCGAUGCCAUAACCGAUGAUUAUAAGUUUGUGGCGCUUGUCACGGGCGAUGUUCUGAAUGCUAGUGUCUAUUCUCUCAAGACAGAUUCUUGGAAAUGGGUCGGAGAUUUGCGUUAUGUAUUUGAUGAUAACGACGACGAUGGUCUUCUUGUAAACGGUGCAAUCCACUGGGUUGCAAGGUGUCGAGAGGAUGGUCGGAGAGUUGUGGUGGCGUUCGAUCCAACGACUGAGCUGUUCAAAGAUAUGGCUUUACCUGAUCAAGCCGAUGACUGCCCACACGCGCAUAGGGGAUUUCUGCUCAAUAAACUCAAUGGCAGACUCUGCAUGAUUUACACCUGCAGGAAGCACGAUGAUUUCUGGGUGAUGAAUGAGCAUGGGGUGGCUAGCUCUUGGGUCAGAGUUCGGAUUAGCGUGUCGUACGAUUUCAUGAAGCCGCUGUGUUCGGUUAGGAACGAGGAGGAAACUCUUAUGCAAGUAAAUGGGAAGUUGGUGCUGUACAAUUUCCGGAAUGACACCUCUACAUCAUUGGUCCUUAAAGCUGUUCAACUACACGGAUAUUUUGAGGCCAAUACAUACAUAGAAAGCCUCAUAUCGCCAAACUCAUAUGGUAGGGCCUAGCACGCGUAGGAGAACGACUUCCAUGGAAUAAAUCUGUGGUUAGACCCUGGAUCAAUUUCAUCAUCACCACCACCUUAUGAUGAUGACGAUGAUGGUUCAUGAAGAAGGUUGUUGCAUAUACAUAUUUGGAGAAUCUUGUAUCAGGAGAAGAUAUGUGCUUCUUCGGUCAUGGAAUAACGUAAAUUUCAUUUAAGAUUCUGAUCCAUGUAGCGGAGUGAGGAUAACGUGUUGUGUAAUUCUGUUGGACGUUUAUUAGUUGUUUUCAGUUUCGUAUCGUAAACGAGGGCGGUUAGUAGCGACUGGUUGAUAAAUUGUUGUUACCAGUGAGGAUAAUGUGUUGCGAAUCAUGAAAUAUCAAGCAUACGCAUCUACACAGAGAACGCUUGAACCGACGGCGAUUAAAUGUCAGAGUUGGAGAAACCGUUUCCGACCAAAGAUCUUACCUCGGAAGAGUCUAAAUUCUGACAUGACUUCUUUCGUUUGAUCGAUGUUCUCCAUGUUUUUACGACAAGUUCGACAUGUCUAUAUGUUUCUUUGGGUUUGUUUUUGUGUUUGGGUUGAUGGAUUCUUUGUUUUCUUG